AUGCUGGCCUGGCUCACAACUUUCGUGUACGCUACUCCAGGCCUGAUUGAGAGGAUCCGGGAGGAGACGGCUUCCUACAUCAACCUCUCAACCACAAGCCCUCUCGAGAUCAUCUCGAUAGACGUCCCUGGCUUGUGCCGCAGUUGUCAACUCCUCAAGGCCUGCAUCUUUGAAACCUACCGUAUAGGAAAUGAUCCAGCCAUCAUCAGACGUGUCGAGCGCCCAACCACCAUCCAAGACGGUGAACUCGAGCAUCAGCUCCAGGCAGGCUCCUUCAUCUCUAUGCCUACCUCGCUCACCAACAGCGAUCCAGCCAUAUUCGUGGAUCCAGACAAGUUUAUCCCAGAGGGUUUUCUCGAGAGAAAUCUAACGACUGGGAGCACGACUGCUCGAUACGGAACGCUGAGGCCGUGGGGCAUGGGGCCGUCAAUGUGCAAAGGGAGGGCCUUUGCUCAAAAACACAUGACGGUUGUGGGGGCUGCCAUCAUCAGUGUCUGGGAUGUCGAGCUGGUGAGUGGGACUUGGGAAAUUCCUGAUAUGAUUCCGGGGUCGAUUGCCAAGAGGCCGGCCAGGGACAUACGUGUAGUCAUCAAACGAAGGGUUCUGUGA
This is a messenger RNA of Fusarium falciforme, 609 nucleotides long. RefSeq lists its product as hypothetical. The record is from RefSeq and is a predicted model, not a curated record. Gene Ontology annotation, molecular function: monooxygenase activity; oxidoreductase activity, acting on paired donors, with incorporation or reduction of molecular oxygen; iron ion binding. NCBI's taxonomy places the organism in Eukaryota, Fungi, Ascomycota, Sordariomycetes, Hypocreales, Nectriaceae. The transcript has a single exon. Bases 1 to 609 code for a protein of 202 amino acids.